Molecule: messenger RNA, 3912 nt
Organism: Bactrocera oleae (olive fruit fly)
Lineage: Eukaryota; Metazoa; Arthropoda; Insecta; Diptera; Tephritidae
Product: putative sodium-dependent multivitamin transporter
Biological process (GO): transmembrane transport; sodium ion transport
Cellular component (GO): membrane
Molecular function (GO): symporter activity
Source: RefSeq, a predicted model, not a curated record
GGUCGAGCUCUGUGAUCCCCGCAUAAGGGAUCUCAAUUUGGAGAUUCGGCAUAUGGUAAAUCAGCACAAGCGGACGGAGUGGGUGGAGCACUUGAAAUCCUUUAACCUCUCCGCCGGUGUGAGUAAGCUCUGAACUACUUUCAAGUGCCGGUCAAAUCCGAAGAGACAUCACGAUCGGGUCAAAAGAUGUGUUAACUGACGGCGACUCAGACAGAGUAGACAUGAAACUUAUCGUUCCAUAACUCCCCUUUCCCCAGUAGUAAAGAUAUUUGAGGCCUUGUUUCCCCAACCUUCACCCACCAUCUGAGUCUAGCAGACCAUCCACAUAGCUUCCGUAAAGUGCACAGCACCACCACAGCACUUAGCGUCAUAAACGCCCAGAUAAUACAACUUGACACUUAUCUAACGCCCCUCUCUCUUUGGUCCGAACCCGUCGAAGCAGUCCUUCCUGAGCCUAUCGUUAGAUAAUUUCCAUGACGAACCUUGCUACCCUAACAGCUAUUAAAUAACCGCUACAAUCACCACUGCCAACGCUUUCUUAACCCUAAACCCUGCCUCGCAAAUCCCAUCCGUGAGAAAAAUAGUAGUACGAAACAAAUAUAAAGACGCAUGUAUAAAAAGAAAAAAAAGAAGCAGAAGUUGCUACCAAAACAACAAGUAAACAACAGAUACACACACCACCGGUUUAUGGAAUAAUCCAAAAGCAAACACAAAUGCAUGAAUUCAAUACGGCAUACUCGUGUACCAGACCAAUAAGUAAAACAAUUUAAUUAUAUUUAUACAAAGGUUAAAAUAAACACGUGGGUAGAUGUGUUGGCAAAUAUCGAACACAGUAUUUGCAUCGGCUGGAUUGCUAAUGAACGGCGGUAUCACUGGCGCAGCAGCCAUUGCAUAUAUUUGUCUGAUCUAGCCUCUGCGACUGGCUAUAAUGGCUAUAAAAUCUCCUUGUUUCCGCAUUAACAAUAAUGUAAAUACGAAUUUCUUGGCGAGCACUGUUGCUCGAUACUACGAGAACAAAUUCCGUUUGCCCACAGUACUCUUGGCAACAGCCUACCCGACGUUAGCGCGGAAGUUUUUAAAACUUUUCAACUAAAAAUAGUGUCGAUUCAGUUACGUCCAGAGAAUUUUUGCACACCCAACAUUUUCAAGACGCUGGUAUUAGCGUGGAAAUCCAUAAGUAACAGUCAACAACUUUUACUAAAAGUAUGCAAACAUCAUUUGAAACGGUACAAUUAUAGUUAUCAAGUGUAGAUAAAAUAUCGACAGACGCGCAGCUAAUAAAGAUAACUUUAACGAGGUGAAAAUCUUCGGAAACCGUGAUACCAGAACUUUUAACCAAUUAUAGCAUUAAAACAGUACCUCGUGUGUUGUACCACCGUACUGUAGUGCCGGUAAGAGACUCCCGCUUGAAGCACAACUGCAGCAACGAGAACUAACUGCAUGUGCAUACAGUUAUAAAUUUGAAGUUUUUUAAUGCUGAUCAUAGGCAUUUCCAGUUUAAUUUAAACACUUACUUUGGACUACUAAUAAAAUGGCUACUUUUGGUGCGCUCGACUAUGCAAUUGUUGUACUUGUGCUGAUCAUAUCAGCCGGUAUCGGUGUCUAUUAUCGUGUGACGGGCGGAAAGCAGAAUACCACUAAGGAGUACCUGCUUGCCGGACGCCAGAUGUCAAUUUUGCCUGUCGCCUUCAGCCUUAUGACUAGCUUCAUGUCCGCCGUCACUCUGCUGGGUGUCUCGAUGGAAAACUAUCAGUACGGUACUAUGUUUGUGCUCAUCAAUAUCUCGUACAUCUUGUCCACACCUGCAGCUGCCUACCUCAUUCUGCCAGUUUUCUUUCGACUGAAAACUGCAUCCGUCUACGAAUAUUUGGAAUUGCGAUUUGGCUAUGCCACCCGACUAUGCGCCUCUCUCGCCUACACUGUACAAAUGACACUCUACAUGGGCAUAGUUUUGUAUGCACCAGCACUAGCGCUUGAGGCCGUAACAGGGCUGAAUCAAAAUUUCUCAAUAAUUCUCGUCGGUGUAGUGUGUACCUUUUAUGCCACAUUGGGUGGUAUGAAGGCGGUGCUUAUCACGGAUAUUUUCCAGUCGCUGCUAAUGUUUGUAUCCGUGUUUAGUGUCAUAAUUUUCGCCACGAUCAAAGCGGGCAGCUGGGGUGAGAUUUGGCGGGUUGCGUAUGAAGGUGGUCGCAUCAAUUUUACGGAUUUCCGUAUCGAUCCAACAGUGCGCCAUACUUUUUGGACACAAAUAAUUGGCGGCAUAAGCACAUACUUAUCCGUGUAUGGCGUCAAUCAGACGCAGGUGCAACGUUUGUUGUCGGUGCGCAAUCUAAAAGCGUCGCAAGCUUCUUUAUGGUGGAAUUUACCAAUUUUGAUGCUUUUGAGUUGCAGCACCUGUUUCUCUGGACUCUGUAUGUACUACUACUAUAAAGACUGCGAUCCAUUGCUGGAGGGUCGUAUAUCCUCACGUGAUCAAUUGAUGCCACUUUUCGUCGUAGAUACAAUGUCAGACAUACCCGGAUUGUCGGGCCUAUUUGUUGCGGGUAUAUUUUCGGCAAGUUUGUCAACAAUUUCAUCUGCUAUUUCCUCUUUGGCUGCUGUGACUGUGGAAGAUUAUAUAAAACCAUUGCUACUGUGGAAGACCAAACAAACGCUGAGUGAUUCAAGAAGCACAUGGUUUUCCAAAAUUUUCAAUCUAAUUUACGGCGCGGGAUGUAUCGGUCUGGCAUUCCUAACAGGUUCGCUAACUGGUGUUCUACAGGCUGCGCUUUCCAUUUUUGGCAUUAUAGGCGGUCCCCUUUUGGGUCUAUUCACGCUCGGCAUGUACUUCACAAGCGUUAAUCAAAUGGGCGCAAUAACGGGUCUCAUCAGCAGCCUGGCAUGUUGCUUUUGGAUUGGUUUUGGUCAACCCAGACCUACGCCGCUAAGCUUGGAAUUCUCUACCGAAAGCUGUCCGGCGACGCCACCAACAACACACAUCAGCAACAUCUUCACACAACAACUAUCAACGGCGUUAGCAGCGGAGCCACAUUAUUUCUAUCUUUAUCGUAUCUCGUAUAUGUGGUAUGCGACUAUUGGCUUUCUCGUCACGUUGUUCAUGGGCUUGGUAUGCUCCUGGCUGUACGCCAAGCUGGGCUGGGAUUCGAAUGCACACAUCUACACUGACAGCGCGUGCACGACAAUCAAAUAUGAUCUCUUUGUACCGCCAAUAGCGAGACGGUUGCGCAAUCGACAAGUGCCCGUUGUGGUGGUGACGGGAACGAGCUCUGAGAUCGGUGGUGGAUCGGCCACACCCAGCAACAUGGAAGAUGAGACACCAGCAACAAGAAUUGACACAACUGUAACCGAUCUUAGCAUGCAGAACCUCGAGAGAAGUGAAAAGCAUGAGAAAAUGCCAAAUAGCAGUGGCGAUGCGGUUUUGCAAAAUGGCAGCAGGCAACACGUAGACGCCAUAUCUUAAAAUAAAACGCUGCACUUUGUUUGUUUUCAUUACUAGCAAGAUGUGGCAGCAAUUUUAAUUUUAAACAAAGUUUCAUUUCAAUUUAUUGCAAUAAAUCAAUCCGCUAGACGUAGCCAAUUGAUUUGUUUAUUUAUUUAUAACAAUAAUGUGUCUACAGGUAAAUGAGUUUAUGUGCAUGAGUUACCGUGAACCUAUGACACAUUUAUGCUGUACCUAGAUUGUAGUUACCUGAAAGUGGUACUCAUAGAUAAUGUUAUAUUAAAUAGUAAAAAUAUUUGUGAAAACUAACAACAAGUUAGUUUAACAGUAUUAUGAGAUUUACGCAAUGAGCGCUGCGUCACAAUGUAUUGGGAGCUGACACCAACCCACCACUUUCUAUCAAUUUUUAUCUUAUCUAUUAGCGACUUAAUUGCUGCCAAUUAUAUUUGAAAUAAAAUGCACACAACAAUUUA